AUGUUUUUCGGACUCGCGGAGGGUGUGAGCUACCCCACUAUUGCUGCUACUUUGCUUUUUGCCUAUAUUUUGGUAGUAGCAAUUAGGAGAAGGUACUUUUCGUCAAUUAGCGAUAUUCCAGGUCCCUUUGUUGCAUCCUUUUCAGUUUUAUGGGAAAUAUGGAGUAUAAUCGGAGGGCACAUUGAGUUCAAGACCAUCGCUCUACAUGAGAAGCUUGGAUACUUCGUUCGUAUUAGCCACAAUGAAGUCAGUGUCAGCCACCCGGAGGGUGUACGCAAGAUACUACUCAAUCCUAUCCGAAAGGCCGACUGGUACAAGGUUAUGGCCCUUCUAGACCACAGGUUCCAAACGCCAAUGUCAGAGGUGGAUCCUAAAAUGCGUGUCGAGAGAGCCAAGAAUGUUGCGGCAGCUUACUCUCUUUCCCACAUCAUAAAGUUCGAGCCAUAUGUCGAUGGUGCCAUUUCGCUCCUCAGCAAACGUUUGGACGAGCUUGCUUCUGUUAGCAAACCAGUUGAGUUCGAUAAGUGGUUCAACUACAUGGCUUUCGAUGUGAUUGGAGAGGUGACUUUCUCUAACGCUUUCGGAUUCCUUGAGAGUGGAAAGGACCUGGGAGGGAGCAUUGCGAAUUCCAGAGUUCUGACUCUUUACGUCACGCUUGCGGGCUUCUUCUACUCGUUCCAUAAGUACACUCUUGGGAACCCAAUUGUGAACAAGUUGAACCUCAUGCCACAACAACACAUUUUUGACACCACCAAGCGGGCGAUCCAGAUGCGGCAGAAGAAUCCGGAUGUGAGGAACGAUAUGCUAUCGCUGUGGCUGCAACAGCUCAAGGAGUACCCGGACCGGUUCAAGGAGAACGACAUGUAUGGUGUGGUAAAUGCGACGGUUGGGGCCGGUGCGGACACUGCGUGCUUGAAGGAGACUUGGAGAUUGCACACUCCAGUUGCCCUGGGUCUGGCGCGAGUUGUUCCCAAGGAGGGAUUAACUAUUGGUGGGAGAUUCUUUGAACCCGGUACCAAGCUUAGCAUACACCAGUGGGUUAUCCAUAGGAGCAAAGAGUCCUUCGGUGAAGACGCCAACGAAUUCAAUCCUUCAAGAUGGCUUGAGCCGAGAGGACAGGCGAUGGAACAGUAUUACAUACCGUUUGGUGCUGGAUACAACUCAUGCCCUGGCCGUAACCUGGCAAGGCUGGAGGUUUCGAAAGCUGCUUCCACCCUAGUGCGAGACUUCGACAUUCGCCAGGUCGACCCAAAGCAGAGCUGGACUUACGAGUGUCAUUUUACCGCCGUACCGUAUGGAUGGCCUUGCUAUGUCACGCGGAGAGGGGCUUUGUAG
This is a messenger RNA of Mytilinidion resinicola, 1335 nucleotides long. RefSeq names its product cytochrome P450. NCBI's taxonomy places the organism in Eukaryota, Fungi, Ascomycota, Dothideomycetes, Mytilinidiales, Mytilinidiaceae. The transcript is spliced from 5 exons. The record is from RefSeq and is a predicted model, not a curated record. Bases 1 to 1335 code for a protein of 444 amino acids. Gene Ontology annotation, molecular function: monooxygenase activity; heme binding; oxidoreductase activity, acting on paired donors, with incorporation or reduction of molecular oxygen.